This is a messenger RNA of Saccoglossus kowalevskii, 2832 nucleotides long. RefSeq lists its product as uncharacterized. The record is from RefSeq and is a predicted model, not a curated record. NCBI's taxonomy places the organism in Eukaryota, Metazoa, Hemichordata, Enteropneusta, Harrimaniidae. Gene Ontology annotation, molecular function: calcium ion binding.
AUGUGGAACGAAGAAUCGCAGUUGUUCGUACCACAAAACAACUUUCCAACAGAUUCUGCCUCCCAAUCGGACUGGUUUCAAUUCGAUGGUGACAAUUAUCUGGUAUUUUCGGGUACGGUUGGUAAUGCCAAAGUUUAUCGAUUGGACCCGGCGGUUUUAACAUUUAUAGAGCAUUCCACUGUUCCUAACACGACACCAUCCCUAACCGUCGACACGUAUUUAUACGACUGUAAAUUGUACAUGGUCACAUCGAAACCUACACAAUUUUCCAUCCCUGUCAUAUAUGAAUGGGGACCUAGCGGAUUCCAGCCAAUUCAGUCAUCGCUGGCUCCUAACCUCGGCCAUAUUCGUGUUUUUGAAAUCAACAACCACCCGUUUCUAUUCAGGUCUUGUAUGUUGGGCGAUAGUAAGCUUUAUAAACCAAGUAUAAAUGGUCUGGUCGAAGUCGAUACUUUGCCAGCAAGUUCCGUAUUGCCUGAAUCUCAUUCCAUCGUGAAACGAGAGCAAUUGGACUGUCUAUUUCCCUCGCCCUGUGAAAAUGGAGGUGUGUGCGAAGACACGCUAAUGGGAUACGUCUGUCAAUGUCCGGAAGAUUUCACUGGCACGAAUUGUGAAACGGAAAUCCAGCAUACAUGCCAGUCGGAUGCGGAAUGCCAAAAUGGCGGCACUUGUGACAUCACUAAUGAUCAGUGUCAUUGCCAACCGAACUAUGACGGAGAAACGUGUGAAAUCGAACUAUGCGCAGCUCCAGCCAAUGACGUAACUGGAUUUGAAUUCCUUGAUCUGCAAGCGAGUUUCCCUAGCGACACAGAGUGGAAUUUGGCUAACGAUCCUGCAAUCGCGUCAUUCAGCAUAGGUACCGAUACGUUCAUUGUAGUGUAUGAAGUUCUCGAGGACUUCGUAUCAGUCGGUUCGUUUUCUCCUACUCCUCCCACUUUCCAAGUUUUGAAGACGAUCAGUUUUCCCGGUGAGUUCAUUACUCACGUAGAACCAUUUGUUAUGAGUGGUCUCCAGUACGUAGCUAUAGGACUGACGGCGAGAUCCGUGUUUUAUAGAUGGGAUGGGACAGACUUGGUCGAUGAAAAAGACAUUUCAGCGAAUGAAGGUGCCGAGCACUUGCACUUCUUUAGCUCUGGCCACGGUCACUUUAUUGUAAGGUCGUACAGCCCACAAUUAUCGAUAAGUAGUAACAGUGUGAUCCAUAGGUGGGACGAGUCCAGUGGCGAGUUCGUGCACCAUCAAGAUAUACUUACCCGGGAUGCCAAGAUGUCUACGACAUUCUCUGAUGACACAAGCACGUACUUAUUUUUUGCCUCUGAUUCCUUAAAUCCUCUCCUGGAGCCCAGAAUGUUGGUCCAAAAUGACGUCAAUCCAAACUUCUCGCCAUUAAUCAUCAAUGGCAUAAACAGUGCUUCUAUCGACGCCGUGUUGACGUUGAAAUUCGGUUGUCAGCGUUACCUAGUUACGGAGGUGGCGUCAAUCACAAAGCCGGAGAUAUAUCGAUGGGACAACGAAACCGGUGAUUUUACCACAGUUGCAAUUCCGCUCACACAAACGUUUUAUUUAAUAAAUCCUGCUGCCUUUACUUAUUUCGAAGUAGGGGAUGCGUAUCCUCACUUUAUUCACAUGGGGAUGAGCGCCACCCCUGGAUUCCUCCGUAGUUUGUUUGUAAUCAAACCUUCGUUUGGCCAAGUAGACUUAUUUGAAAUAAUUCAGUACAUCGACGCAACACCAUACCCGCCAUUGGUAUCGCAUGCAUUUAAGCACGACAGUGACGCGGAAACGAGUGAGAUAAACGGAGAAUUUGCACCGGUGACCAUCAGUAACCAACUAGAUAAUAGUGGGGUCAUUCGAAUUACGUCAUUUACAAUCAAUCACGAACUCUACGUCCUGACGAGUGGCGCCACCAGCACUGACGUUGUCCGCGUGUAUAAGUUCGACAACACUGGUUUCGUGCAAUUAAUCACUGGCGAUUUCUUUAACGGACACUCAAUGGAGUAUGUAUCACAUAUAGAACCAUUCGUCAUUGGCGAUCGGCAAUUUUUAGCGGUGGCAGUAUCAGUCGGUCCAGGCGUUUCAACAAUUUUCGAGUGGAGUUCCGUUGAUUCGAAAUUUGUGGAGCUCGAUAAUAAUCCAUUUGGAGUUGGCAUGCAUUUUAACUUUUUCAGUACUUCGCACGGGAGAUUUCUCGUGUUGACGGUCUUCCAGACUGGGGGUUCGACGGUGGUUAUUGCUGACAGCGUGGUCGCGAAGUGGAAUCCAAUUACCGACACGUUCGACCAUUUUCAGAACAUUCCCACCAAUAGAGCGUUCGAGUCGACCUUCUUUACAGACUACCAGACAACUUACCUGUUGUUUGCCCGAACAGCCAUGGAUGUCGACAUGUACCAGUUAACUGCAGACGGAACGGAAUUUCAGAGUUACACCCCUACAACCACCAUCAGUGAAACGCAUGGCUUUUCCACAUUCACUUUCCAAUGUACACCGAUAUUGGUCACUUAUCGUGACGCGGCAUUCGCGCAUGUCUGGCAGAACGGUGAUUUCACGCCAAUGGAUUUCUCGCCCUCAUAUGCCUUUAUGAACAAAGCCGACGGUAGUAUGUGUACUUUUGUAAUCGACCACUAUCCAGUGCUUGUUACAUCAAAUGGCUUGUUCUAUUCGGAGGUUUUCCGACCCCGAAUAACUGAAUUUGAUAUUGAAUCUCUCUAUCAAACUGGCGGGAAAUUCCAAGCAUGUCAUAUAUUCAGUUACCAAGGUGAUACAUAUCUAAUAUUGAUACCUGAAAUUGGAAGUGGGCUUGACGCCCUCUAUAGAUGGGCUCCAACACCAUAG